UAUGAUGCCUGGAAGGCUGAGAAUACAAGGUUUUCCAUGUGAUGUAUUGAAUGUGCAGUAUCUGCUAAUUAGGUCAUGCUGUCUUUGCCAGAAUCCUUCAAAAGCACAGAAGAACAUCUCUUGCCAAAGUACAGCCCCCUCUGAUUUAUGUAAAUACGUGUUAGGUCUUGACCACAGUCCAUAGCAUAUCUGCAGAGCUGCACUGGAGAAAUAUCCGCCAUGGAUGAGGAUGAUUAUAGUUAUCAGAUGUUCCUGAACCUUAAGAAUGCAACAGACACAACUGAUCUGAGCUACGUGGUCAGUAAAACUGUUGAACUGUGUACAAAGAAAAAUGUUAAUCAGUUCGGUGCAAAAUUUAUCCCGGUGUUCUACUGUGUCAACUUCCUCCUGAGUUACUUUGGAAACGGGUUUGUCCUUCUCAUCAUCUACAAAUAUGAGAAGCUCACCUCAGUGACAAACAUCUUUCUGCUGAAUCUGGUGCUGUCUAAUAUCCUUUUUGCCUCCAGUUUGCCUUUCUGGGCUGUUUAUCAUUUAUCUGAAUGGAUCUUUGGACAAGCUCUGUGUAAAAUGGUCAGCAGUGCCUACUUUAUAGGUUUCUAUAGCUCAAUCCUCUUCAUCAUACUCAUGACAUUUGACCGAUACCUCGCAGUGGUGCAUGCACUUGCAGCUGCCAAGAGAAGAAAAAAAAUGUAUGCCAUAAUUUCUUCUAUUGGAGUUUGGUGUGUCAGUAUUGUUGCGAGUGUUAAAGAGUUGGUUCUUCGAAAUGUGUGGAAAACCCAAUUUGAUGGAUUGCUGUGUGAGGAGUCAGGGUUACCACCGAGGAGUAUGGAACGCUGGCGUUUGGUCAGUUACUAUCAACAGUUCCUGGUUUUCUUUCUCUUACCUCUGAUAAUGAUCAUGUACUGCUACAUAAGGAUCACAGUGCGCAUUCUGUCCACCCGCAUAAUACAGAAGUGUCAUGUCAUAAAGCUAAUAUUUGUAAUUAUCUUCACCUUUUUUGCCUGCUGGACACCCUACAAUAUUGUAAGCCUUCUUCAAGCAAUUCAGAUUUCAGCUUCCCUAAACGAUGGGGAAGAAAUACCAUGUUCUGACUCAGAAAAAAUAGAUUAUGCAAUUUACGUAACCCGGAACAUUGCAUACUUGUAUUGUUGCAUUAGUCCCAUGUUUUACACAUUUCUAGGGAAAAGGUUCCAGAGUCACUUCAAGAAACUGGUGGUUAAGAAGAUUCCUUGUGUGUCCCAAAACAUUACUCUCAACAGCCAGAGCACCAGAAGCACAUCAUAGAGGACACCUCUAUGAUGUGCUUAUUUAUCAAUGUUGAACAAAUAAAGUGUAUAGAUGCACAUUGUCAUAAUGCACUCUCUUAACAUGUACAAUAAUCUGCAUUGGUGGAAAUAAUUUCCUAAAUUUACUCUGAUUGCUGUAGCAUUGUGGCAUAAUCAGAUGUGACUCUUAGUGUCCCUAUUUUUCUGCAGGUCAACCCAGACUGUCAGCUUGUGGGGAAAAUGUUGUUAUACUUGAGCCCACACUAAUCUAGACUGUUUAAUUAUAACUGAUUUCAAAGAAAUGUUAUGUCACACUUAUAAAUGAAUACUUUUCUUGUAUGAUUUUGCAACUACUUUACAAAGAUAAUUGUCUUGUGUAAGGUAUUUUCAAAGGGUUUUAAUGAAUAUAACAACCAUGGAGAUUUUGUCCCAGGAUUUUGUGUGGAAUUAUCUCUCUCCUGGAUAAACUUGGUUGAGGGUUUGUCACUCACCGCUGAGUAAGCGAAGGGAUUGACAUCUGUUGUCAGCUCACCACACUGAAUGUCUCUUGAGAUACUAACCAUCUGAUACUAACCAUCUUGAAGCUGUAACUAUAUAUGACAGGAUGUUCCAAGAAGUCACAACAAUUUGGAAGCCGGACAUCUCAACAACACAUGGGAAGAAAGAGGAACAGAAAGAAAGAACCAGAACAAUUGAGAAAUGUGAAGAUCCACUCUCAUCAAGGCAAUUUGGCAGAGGGCUGAAAGUCCUGCGCUUUGCUUUCAUCAACAUCCCCUGUAUAUAUGCCUGCACCAUUCCUGCUACUAAUGUGGUUUUUAGACUGUUAAUUGAGUAUACUGUAUGCUACAUAUGGAAUCAUGUUUAUCUUAAUCAUUGCUUUUGCCUUUGUAACUGAUUCACUAGUCAUUGAUAGUAGUAGUUUACUUUUUUGAGAUUCAUCUUCUAGUACAUUAAUGGGUAUAAAAUUAUUUUCUACAUGUAUUAAUUAACAGUAUUUGAAGCUCAUUUAGAUUUUUUCUAAAGGGCAGAAAUGUUUGCACUGAUCUCCUUAGGAAUCUAAAAGCUUCUCAUUUGUAGUGGAUCAUCUUAAACAGUUAUUUUACAUGCAAAUGAUGAAUCAGAAAUCAGUCUGGAAAAACAACAUAGGAUAAUUUGUCACAAAGCAGUGUUGUAAUAAAGUGAAUCUAAAAUAAUA
Messenger RNA from Fundulus heteroclitus (mummichog), 2460 nucleotides. It is a transcript of the gene ccr12a, whose product is annotated as chemokine (C-C motif) receptor 12a. Gene Ontology annotation, biological process: chemotaxis; G protein-coupled receptor signaling pathway; immune response. Gene Ontology annotation, molecular function: chemokine receptor activity. Bases 220 to 1284 code for a protein of 354 amino acids. Lineage: Eukaryota; Metazoa; Chordata; Actinopteri; Cyprinodontiformes; Fundulidae. Gene Ontology annotation, cellular component: membrane. The transcript has 2 exons. The record is from RefSeq and is a predicted model, not a curated record.